Engraulis encrasicolus (European anchovy) is the source of this 1173-nucleotide messenger RNA. Its product is annotated as BTB/POZ domain-containing protein KCTD21-like. Gene Ontology annotation, molecular function: protein binding. The record is from RefSeq and is a predicted model, not a curated record. The coding region runs from base 293 to 1111 and encodes 272 amino acids. The transcript has a single exon. Gene Ontology annotation, biological process: protein homooligomerization. NCBI's taxonomy places the organism in Eukaryota, Metazoa, Chordata, Actinopteri, Clupeiformes, Engraulidae.
CCUUGGACAUCCCAGUCAACUGGACACAGGCUGAUUAGUAUGCCGGCCGAGAACCAAAGUAAGUGUGAACGGACAGAGCCGUCGUUACGCAACCGAGGACUCAGCUGACAACUGUGAAGAUAAUUCUUUUAGAGACACAAAGUUUCGGAGCUAUUCUACACAUGUCGUCUGUGGUGUAAUCAGACUAUAGGCUACAUCUGACUAAAGAUAGGGUCUAGCCUACAGGACGAACACAGCAGCAGACUGGCCCAGGACAAGUAGCCUACUGCUGAAGUUUGCCCAAGUGAAAGCCAUGCUAAACACACCGUCAGAAAGCAACGGGAAUUCACCCCGGGAUCCUGUAUCGAUCAAUGUUGGGGGUGAGGUGUACACGACUACGCUGGACACACUCACGCGUUGCCGUGACUCCAUGCUUGGCGCAAUGUUCACGGGGCAGAUACCGUUACUCAGAGACCGGCGCGGGAACUACUUUAUUGAUCGGGACGGGAAAGUGUUCCGGUACAUCCUGAAUUACCUGCGCUCAAACACGCUGGAUCUACCUGAAGGCUUCAAGGAGUUGGCGCUGCUGAAGCGCGAGGCGGAUUUCUUCCAGAUUCGCCCGUUGCUGGAUGAGAUUCGUCGCCACGAGACCGGCAGUGGUACAGCAGUGAGUUGUCGCGCUGCUAUGUUGAAUGUUACUAUAGAAAGUGCCAUGCGCGUUCUGCACUUCAACUUAAAGCGUGCACCUGAAAAUUAUGAACUGAGGUCAUGCGCUGUGCGCAUGUACGUGGCAAAUGUUUUCUGCACAUCGCGCGCUGUCGUGGAGCUGAUGUGCGUGCGCUUCUCCUACUCUUCAAGAGAUGGCCCUGUUGCUCCACAACCGGACAACACCAGGCAGAACUGUCUGCGCUUGGAGUGGGUCCCUUGUCCCGACGAACUACCGCGAGACCAGCACGAGAAGCAAGGGUUCCGGGAGCUGAAGACAGAGUGCGGCGCAGGGUUGCGUGAUGCACCCGCCUUCAUGGAAGAACUGCUCCGAGUUGCUCUCUGCGAAGGAUUCCGAGUAGACUCCGUGUUCCCGGAUCCGUCUGAUAUCCUGAACUGUAGUGUAUUGCGGUUUGUGCGCUAUUGAGCCGUCCCAAAAACCAUCAAUGGUUCAAUAGUUGUGGAAGUCUAUGCGCCCUGCCCUGCACA